Molecule: messenger RNA, 1179 nt
Organism: Penicillium cataractarum
Lineage: Eukaryota; Fungi; Ascomycota; Eurotiomycetes; Eurotiales; Aspergillaceae
Product: agmatinase
Exons: 8
Coding region: 1-1179 (392 amino acids)
Molecular function (GO): agmatinase activity; metal ion binding
Source: RefSeq, a predicted model, not a curated record
AUGAUUACUACCACUCUCGGCCUUCUCCUUUUCUCCGCGCUUUCAGCUGCGCAUGGAGACCAUGGACAGGCUCCAAUGUCUGGGCCACACAAAGGACUUUGGUACAACACCCUACCAGGAGAUGGCGGCACUCAGGCUGACUCGGUAUUCUCCGGUAUCUCGACAUUCGGCCGCCUUCCGUACUUCCCAUGUCUCUCCAGCGAGGACGAAAGUUACGACAUUGCCUUCCUAGGAGCUCCCUUUGAUACGGGUACUUCGUACAGACCCGGUGCUCGCUUUGGACCAAGUGGUAUCAGACAAGGCUCACGUCGUCUCAAUCUCUACGGAGGCUACAAUGUGCCACUUGAGGCGAACCCAUUCGUUAGCGAUCUGAAGGUUCUGGACUGUGGUGAUGUUCCAGUGACCUCAUACGACAAUGCCUGGGCUAUUCAACAGAUCGAAGAGGGCCACAACAGUGUUCUCAUGCGCAAGCCGUUUACCGAUGCCCAUAAGCCAGGACUUUCUCGUGCAGGAAAGACUCUUCCUCGCGUUAUCACUCUCGGAGGUGAUCAUACUAUUACUUUGCCCUUGCUACGGAGCAUCAACAAAGCCUACGGUCCUGUCACCGUAAUUCACUUCGACAGCCACCUUGACACCUGGAAACCAAAGGUCUUUGGUGGCUCGCCCAGCCAGGUCGCUGCCAUCAAUCAUGGCACUUACUUCUACCACGCUGCCAUGGAAGGUUUGCUCAGGAACGACACCAACAUCCACGCCGGUAUCCGCACAACCCUCUCCGGUCCUUCAGACUAUGAGAACGACGGGUACUGCGGUUUUGAGAUCGUCGAAGCCCGAGAAAUAGACACGAUCGGUACCGACGGUAUCAUUAAGAAGAUCCGGGAUCGCGUCGGCACCGAGAACCCCGUCUACCUGUCCAUCGACAUUGACACCCUUGACCCUGCCUUUGCCCCGGCUACCGGUACCCCCGAAACUGGAGGUUGGUCCACUCGCGAACUUCGGACGAUCAUUCGCGGUCUCGAUGGGUUGAACUUUAUCGGUGCCGACAUUGUUGAGGUUGCACCGGCGUAUGAUACCAAUGCGGAGCUUUCGACAAUGGCGGCUGCGGAUGUGUUGUACGAGGUUCUCACCAUCAUGGUGAAGAAGGGUCCUCUCUCGGUUGAGGGUCGGGUGCACGAACUGUAG